AUGGCCGAUCUUGUACCAAAUGGUGGAUGGGACACACACAUCCAUGUGUUUGAUCCAGAGGCUUUCCCGUACGCCGUUCCUCGGUCGUAUACUCCAAAGCCUGCCCGGAUAGCAGAGUAUCCUGCCUCCACCACUGGUUGUAGGAACAUCGUCAUUGUUCAGGCAUCGAUGCAAGGCAAAUCUCCCGCUCCCCUCAUCGACGCGCUGAACAAGCAGAGCCACAUGGAUGGCUAUACUCUUCGCGGGCUCACAACAAUCGAUCCGUUCCGUAUAACGGACGAAGAGCUAGACGCGCUUCAUGCUGCUGGUGUGCGUGGGGCUCGCCUCCAUGAAAUGUCCUGGGGACAUGGCAAGCAAAAUGGGGCUGGGGACAUCGCAAAGAAGAUUGAAGCUUUGGCACACCGUCUUGCUAGACUGGAAUGGGCCAUUGGCGUCUUUUGCCCAGUCGGAGCAUGGGCUGCCAUGGCGGAUAUGAUCCGUGCCAUGGACCCUCGAGUCAAGAUGGUCGCUGAUCACUUUGGAGGAACCUUUCCUGGAGAAGAAAACUCCCCGGAAUUCGCUACCUUUCUUGAUCUGGUGCGGGAGAAGAAGGUCUGGGUGAAAGUUUCGGGAUUCGAACGGCUUUACCAUGGGCAUGAGACGCAGAUGAGGGCCAUUGAGCCCAUUGUCAAGGCCGUUUUAGAAGCUGGACCAGAUCAAAUCGUCUUCGGUACCGACUGGCCUCAUACGCAGUUGGGAGUGACGCGGAAGGGAAAGACAGAUCAACAGAGGAUAGAGGAGGUGGAGGGUUUUCGAGAGGUGAAUGACGAUGCUCAUAUUCGGAAGUUGCGGGAAUGGAUCCCAAGUGAUGAAGUUUGGCAAAAGUUAUGGGUCACGAAUCCGAACAAGUUGUUCCUCUAG
Molecule: messenger RNA, 900 nt
Organism: Penicillium longicatenatum
Lineage: Eukaryota; Fungi; Ascomycota; Eurotiomycetes; Eurotiales; Aspergillaceae
Product: amidohydrolase 2
Exons: 1
Coding region: 1-900 (299 amino acids)
Molecular function (GO): hydrolase activity
Source: RefSeq, a predicted model, not a curated record